Messenger RNA from Benincasa hispida (wax gourd), 1157 nucleotides. RefSeq names its product small ribosomal subunit protein eS4x. Gene Ontology annotation, molecular function: structural constituent of ribosome; RNA binding. The record is from RefSeq and is a predicted model, not a curated record. Gene Ontology annotation, biological process: translation. Lineage: Eukaryota; Viridiplantae; Streptophyta; Magnoliopsida; Cucurbitales; Cucurbitaceae. Gene Ontology annotation, cellular component: cytosolic small ribosomal subunit; ribosome.
AAAAAAGGAUUUUAAAAAUAAGAAAUUAAAUUCCUCUCUCCCUCCAAGCCGUUUAUAUUUCGUUCUCACACUUACAGAAAACCCUAGCUCUCCCCCACAGACGCCGGCGCCGAUUCCAUUUUAGCUCCCUGAAGAUAUGGCAAGAGGACUGAAGAAACAUUUGAAGAGACUCAAUGCUCCAAAGCAUUGGAUGCUUGACAAACUUGGUGGUGCAUUUGCCCCCAAACCUUCAUCUGGACCUCAUAAGUCCAGGGAAUGCCUUCCUUUGAUUCUUAUAUUGAGGAACAGACUGAAAUAUGCUCUCACAUACCGUGAGGUAAUUGCAAUUUUAAUGCAAAGACAUGUUUUGGUCGAUGGGAAGGUCAGAACAGACAAGACUUUCCCUGCUGGUUUCAUGGACGUUGUGUCAAUUCCCAAGACAAACGAGAAUUUCCGGCUUCUUUAUGACACAAAAGGCCGAUUCCGUUUACACUCAGUCAGGGAUGAAGAGGCUAAGUAUAAGCUGUGCAAAGUACGGUCAGUGCAGUUUGGGCAAAAGGGCAUCCCUUAUCUGAACACUUAUGAUGGACGCACAAUCCGUUAUCCUGACCCUCUGAUAAAGGCGAAUGACACCAUCAAGCUGGAUCUUGAGUCCAACAAGAUCGCUGAUUUCAUCAAGUUUGAUGUAGGAAAUGUUGUGAUGGUGACUGGUGGAAGAAACAGGGGCAGGGUUGGAGUGAUAAAGAAUAGGGAGAAGCAUAAGGGAAGCUUUGAGACAAUCCACAUUCAGGAUGCAACCGGGCACGAAUUUGCAACUCGGCUGGGCAAUGUGUUCACAAUUGGCAAGGGAACUAAGCCAUGGGUGUCCUUACCCAAGGGCAAGGGUAUUAAAUUAUCCAUCAUCGAAGAAGCCAGGAAGAGGUUGGCAAGCCAAGCCGCAGUCACCGCAUAAGACGUGUAAGUGUAGUCAUGAUGAAAGGUGGGAUUUUGCUCUUGAUUGUUUUGUUUUUUGGUUAAGUAGAUCUCUCCCCAAAAAAGGCAGAUGCUUUGUUAUUUCUUUUACUAGAAUUAUUUGAGGUUAUUGCUAUGACUUUGCCAUUCCAAGACUCUUUGCUUCAUGAGGUUACUUGUUUUUCUGGUAAAUGGAAAUAUCCUUCAACUUGGAUUUGUUGGCCAAA